CCGUUGUUGGGAAGAGGUUAGACUGACACUAUAGCUGAUCAAUUUAUGUUUGACAGGAUUUUCUGCAUAAAGCUUGUGUCAAUUUUCUGCUGAAUUGAGACCAGGCUCCUGCUGAUCGCCAACGACGACUUCUGCUGCAGAAUGACACGGAUAUUUGCCUCGGUGUUGCGUGUGUAAGCAGCGACCCAUGCAACAGUGAAACGUACACUGCCCCUGCAGGAGUUAGAUAGUGGCAGCUAGAGAAGUCGUUGCAGUCAUGUCUCUCUUCCCUGACCUGAUGUUGUGGGAGACCGCCGCGCUCACGAACUUGUCGUGCAGCGGAGGUAGGAUGGAGUGCGAUAUUCUCAGGGAGCUUGGCCCCCCACCUGACAUGAUCCUGAGCCUUCCUCCUCCUCCCGUGCCGCCUUCCAUUGAGAAGCUCGUGGUGAGGCUCGCUGCAGAAGCUGAUCCUCAAGCAGGAGCUGCUGCCCAUGAGGACGCUCCAUGUCACCUCUGCACCUGGGCGCGCGGCAGCAGCGUGGGCGUUGUAGAGCGCGCACAAAAAGGCCCAGUGAUCGACGACACUUGGUUCUUCAUCAUCAUUUCGAGCUGCGUCGCUGCUGCGCUUUUGGCCAUUGUACUCAUCAUCGCGUACCUCAAAUACAGAGACAGUAAACUGAAGCCCUUGAGUGACGUGGUGCUGGCGAAGAAGGAGAAGGCGUUAGGGCUGGACCGCUGUGAGGCCGUCCUCUACCCCAACCCUCCUGCUAGGGCCCCUCCUCUGCCUCCGUCAGAUCCCCAUUAUUCAAGCAAAGCCCUUUGGGCGGGGCUGAAGCCCCUCAACGACAAGUUCUACACAGUCGACCACUGCCAACCUAUGAAUCAGAAGCAGGCUCACAUGGAAAUAAUCCAGGCUAUGGAAGACAAGUAUGACUACAAGCACUACGCGCCCGCCAACUACUCGACCCUGGCUCCAACGUACACUUCAACUGAAGGAAACAAGUCCAUCGUGAACGGCUGUAUGAAGCCUGGCAUUUUUGAGAACGUUGGCUUCGUGCCCGGCGACGAGGGCGACGACGAAAUGCUGCGUCGUAAGUGCGGCGUGUCGAGAGCGGCGUUGCUGCUGAGCCGACGUACCACUCUGUCCCGGCCGCCCUCGAGCCUGUCUCAGCCCGGACACCACUACGAAAUGGUGUCCCCUCGCAGCUCUCCGGCCAGCAACAAGCGCCACAUGUCCCUGGGUCGCAACAGCCGUGCAGGCAACGGCCAGCAUCCGCUGAUCAUCAGCGCCCCAACAAACGUGCCGCUGGUGCGCCUGCCUCCGCUCAACAGCCGACCAGGGCGGUACGCGCUCACGGCGUUCGCAAACGGCGAGCACAGCCUCUUGCGCAACCACGAGGACCGCGUGCGGUGCUCACAGGUCGCACUGGACAGGUCAGGAGCACCCAUGACUACUCUGGCCACGGUAUCACCCACCGACCACGUCUACGCAUCCCCCAUCACUUCCCCCGUCAUAUAAACUCACACAGCGAGCAGCGGCGUCUUCUCAGGAUUAAUUUAUUUAGGUCACAUACAAGAGGCCAUCUCAAGUUGGAUCACCGAGUGAAACUUGACGUUUUUCACUAUAAUAAGGGAUAAAAAAUGAAAAAAAUCAGAUUAAAUCAAUUCGCUGCAUUCAAAACGUGUGCUAGGAGCAAAAUUUCAAUGACUCAUCGACCUCCAACAUCUCUACGGCAUUUGCUGUUUCUAGCUUUAAUACAGGACAGAAUGGCAUUCUUCAUCCCAUAUAGGUGAUUAACUAAGGUCAUUAUUAGUUUUUUCUGUGUGUUAUGUGCAAUAUUACUUUAAGAAAAUUAUGGUUUUUGUUUAGUUUGAAGAUAAUUAGUGAUUUUACAUUUUAAUGUUUGGCCGGUAUUAAAAAAAACGACCUCUAAACCUGAUACAUGAACAAACAACAGCGUUUGUACGCCUAAAUUUGUGAGUGCAUAAGCGCGGAUGCAACUUGCUAUCCAGUAGGCAUCUUAUAUUGAAAUGACGUUGAUUACACGUUGUUUCAACGUAAUCAACUCAUAAUCAACGUUUUCCACUCGUCAUUUUUCUGGAGGGUAAUGACUAAAAACUUUGAAAGAGCGCGCCCUCGCGAACACGUGCUUCUGAGCAGAUAGGAAACUCUCAGUUCAUUUCUAUCUUCUAGUCAGCAAAUAUUAAGUUAUUAGUGUAGAAGUUCCCGUAAAUUAUUCGUAUACAUAAGUUAAUCGUAAUGAUGUACGUUAAGACUGUGUGUACAGUGAGUGUAUAGAUGUUGAUUUUAGCAACAUUUUCGUAUCCGCUCGCAGAAAUGGUUCCGUCUGUCAUAAAAACUAUUCCGUCGUAGGAUCUCGCGUCCAUUUUCACUUCAAGCAUAAAGUGUGCAAAGUUCAUUUUAAAGUUCCCUUCAUUUCUUCACUUAUAAUUCCUCUGCAUCAGAACCCAAAAUGAGAUCAUACGCGAUGAAACACUGCACGAACUUACCAUUUAUCUGCCAUGUCAUACCAUGUCAUCUGAGUAAAUAUUUGUGUAGUUAGCAUCAUAAUUAUCUUGUGUCUCUAUAUUAAAUGAUAUAAUGUGUUGAAGCGUCCCCAUCUCUGCGCCGAAAACGAACAAAAUCUCAAGCACACGAAGUGUGAACAUAAAAGAUCAAUUGUUUUAAGAGGUAUUCAUUCUCCAGGAUCGAUUUUAUCAACUUACUAACAAGCUCUAAGUUCUCCCAUUGUUCUAUGUACCCAAAUACGUCUUCUAAUGUGUAUCAGCUUUGUGCUUGCCGCGUAAUUUUGCAUGUAUAACUAACCACUAAAAACGCAAUACUGAAUCACAUGGCAGAUUUGACUGACUCAGCAUAUACAUUCAGUUGCAGUUCGUCUAAUAGUCAUGGGAAUGAAUACCUACUGCAGCCUCUGCCACUGCGACCGACAAUAAACUAUAUAGGCGUCGAGCGAAGGUUUAGUCCAAAAUUUUUAUUGGGCCAUCAAGUGAAUUAUGUGCGAAUGUCGUAAUAGUUGCAACAGCAGCUGAAAGAUAGCCGCUUUAAAAGCUGAACUUUGAUCCGGAAUAUUGUUGUUUUAUCUAAGAUUGUGCGGACGCCAAUGCAGGAAAAUGGAAUUUUAUCUUCAGUAACAUGGAAAAUUUGGGCUGUAAAUCCUGCCUCUGACGUGGUCUUUAUCACACUACCACAAUGGGAAUAAAUUAACCUACUAUGCAGAUGAAGUGCGGCAUGAAACGAACGACUCAUAAGUUGUCAUUUUUUAUGUCUACUCUUUUCUAUUUGUGUGUACUCGUAUUUUAUCAUGGCCAAUAUGCUAUAUUUCUGCAGGCUAGUGCAUUAUGCACUCGAUUGUUCCAAUAGCUCUGUUUGUUCUUUUUUCUCACGUGUCAUUAAACUGUGUUACAUGAACCAAAGAUUAGUGAGAUAUGAUCUUAUUG
Messenger RNA from Hyalella azteca, 3438 nucleotides. RefSeq lists its product as uncharacterized. The record is from RefSeq and is a predicted model, not a curated record. The transcript is spliced from 4 exons. The coding region runs from base 257 to 1498 and encodes 413 amino acids. Lineage: Eukaryota; Metazoa; Arthropoda; Malacostraca; Amphipoda; Hyalellidae.